Molecule: messenger RNA, 1509 nt
Organism: Aspergillus steynii IBT 23096
Lineage: Eukaryota; Fungi; Ascomycota; Eurotiomycetes; Eurotiales; Aspergillaceae
Product: MFS multidrug transporter
Exons: 5
Coding region: 1-1509 (502 amino acids)
Biological process (GO): transmembrane transport
Molecular function (GO): transmembrane transporter activity
Source: RefSeq, a predicted model, not a curated record
AUGGGAGCGCAUGCGCUGGAUCCCGAUCUUCAGCAAGUCUUGUCUGAGCAUGGUUUGACCUUGACAGAUGACGGACGCCAUGUGCGCUGGGCAAAAUCAAAUAAAAAACAUCCGAGGAAUUGGCAUCCUUUUCGAAAGGCUUAUGACUUUGGUUUGAUUUUUGCAUUGGAAGUUUUUACAACCGCAGCGAGCACAGCUGGCGCUACAGCUGCAAACCAUGCCCGCAGUCAAUUCAACAUCGACGUGACCCCGUCCGUCCUUUGCUUCGUCACAAUGUAUCUGCUCGGUCAAGCAAUGGGAUGCGUCGUGUUUCCACCCUGCUCCGAGUCCUUUGGUCGCAAGAACAUGUAUGUCUGGAGCACCGUCUUCUACUGCAUCUUUUGCGUCGUCAUCGCCGCUGUCCCUUCGCCGGCUGCUGUGGCUGUCGGGCGCUUCAUCUCUGGCUCUCUGUCAGCUAUGCCUAGCUCGGUGGUCAAUGGGAGCAUUGAGGAUCUCUUUAAUACGGAUACUCGCAUCUGGAUUGUCUUUCUGAAUGCCAUUUCCACGAAUAUAGGGCUGGCGGGGGGACCGAUCAUGAGUGGCUACAUUACGACGACCUUGGGGUGGCAAUGGGUAUUUUUUACUGCAGCUAUAGUGACCGGAGUUCUCGCUGUCUUCAUGUUCACCAUUAAAGAGUCACGGCCAACUCUACUACUAGCCCGCGAAGUGAAGAAAGUGCGCGAGAUAACAGGCAACAAUUCCCUAGAAGCAUUUAACCCAGACCAUGUAACCGACAUGAAGAUGUUUGUGCGUCUCUCACUCUUCCGGCCACUGCAACUCUUCUUCACUGAGCCCAUCGUCUUCACCGUGGCACUGAUGAACGGCGCCUGCAUGGCCCUCAUCUAUCUCUUCACCGAGGCUCUCCCCAUUAUAUACCCUCUACUCGGUUUCACGGAAGCACAGUCCAACUUACCCUUCGUGGCUUUCAGCCUAGCCAUCUUCCUCAACAUCCCUUCGCGGCUCCUCGACCAACGGCUACGGUCCAAACUACGAAAAGAGGGCCACGCCAUCGGUCCAGAGUCCAAACUGACCGGACUCUUUCUCGGAGCCCCUGUUCUCGCAGGCGCAUUGUGGCUCUUUGCAUGGACGAUCCCGCCGAUGGUCCCGGACGUGCACUGGAUUGUGUCAGUGCUGACGUUGUUUUUCAUCGGGUUCGCACUGAACGAGUUCGCCACCGUCUAUGCGGGCUAUAUCGCAGACAGCUAUUUGAGCUAUGCAGGUAGCGCACAGGCAGCACUGAGUAUGUUGCGGUCGUUGUUGGGGGCUCUAUUCCCCCUGUUCACGCCCAGGAUGUUCGAGUCGCUGGGAACGAACGUAGCGGUGUCGGUAUUGGCGGCUAUCGCGACGGUUUUCUGUGUGGCGCCGGUGUUGCUCAGUCGGUAUGGAGUCUCGUUGCGAAAGAGAAGUCGGUUUGCGAGUUAUAGCCUGCAGGUGUAUGAGACGAGUACGGUGGAGAAUGAUGGCCGUUAG